UCAAGUAUAAAGAUCAAUCGCCAAGUUCAACUUUUAGAUAAUUAUAAUGAUAUUUAUACAUUUAGCAAGGAUACUACUCCAAACGAUAAUAAAACCAAUUUUGAUAAUUCUAACAAGUUACCCAUCAUAGCCAAAAAUUGUAAAAAUCAGGAUGCAAUAUUUAUACCAAACACUAAUGAUAAAAUUCCAGAGUCACUAUUUACUUCUGUUCAACUCAAACCAAGGAAUCCAUUGGUCCCUCUUAUGGCUAUUGAAAAUAUGAAUAUACCACAUUCUUCAAAUUUAUAUGAUGAAAAUUCUGAAACUGUUUCGCAACCACGAAGAAAAAAAAUUGAUAAUUCCACUUUGGAAGAGCUCUUUGAAGAACAAGGUAUAAGUUGGAAUAAAAAGAAAUUUGGAAAGGAAUAUCAGCUUCGAAACAUCCGUCUAGAUGAUGAUGAUAUUGUUAAUGCGACCAAGAUAAUUAGCUAG
Dentiscutata heterogama is the source of this 471-nucleotide messenger RNA. The record is from the annotation of a GenBank genome assembly. NCBI's taxonomy places the organism in Eukaryota, Fungi, Glomeromycota, Glomeromycetes, Diversisporales, Gigasporaceae.